Molecule: messenger RNA, 1789 nt
Organism: Sodiomyces alkalinus F11
Lineage: Eukaryota; Fungi; Ascomycota; Sordariomycetes; Glomerellales; Plectosphaerellaceae
Exons: 1
Coding region: 72-1334 (420 amino acids)
Molecular function (GO): DNA binding
Source: RefSeq, a predicted model, not a curated record
CGCGUUCAUCGCGAUAGGCUGACCGACUUCACGUACGUGAACAAGACGAAAUUGAACAGGCCACUUCAAACAUGCCUCCUAGCCUAGUCAAGAAAAGCAAGCCGAAUAAUAAGUCCGGACUAGGACAGGGACGACAGUUAGGCCUCGACUCAUUUUUCCGCCCCGCUGCUGCGAUCAGCACAGGCGCAGGAGCUUCAGCGGCAAAAUCGAUAUCGAAAUCAAGCCCUCGUAAACAACGAUCACCCUUUCCACCAAAUGCCCCCCAAACACCGUCAGGCUCUCGCAUUGCCGUUGUAUUAGGCUCUCGCCCGAGAACAGGACCCGCCAGCGAGCAUCGUCGGGUCGAAGAAGAUGCGGAGGACGAGAAAUUGACCUCCGAUUUCCAGGUCAUUUCAGACCUUUCACCCCAGUUUCGUCGCCUAGUCGCCCAGGCUACACAGCCCAUCAGUAUUGCCAAACCAGUACCGCCAAGGACAACUACGACUACAACAAAUGAGUCACAACCACCCGCAAAGCGACCACGAGGUCGCCCCAAGGGCUACCGGCCCAGCCUAGUACGCAAGGGUCUCCAAAGCAGCUCCGGCGGCCCUGCUAGGACUGCAAGCGCCGUUGCCUCGACACUUAGCUCUACUACGGCUGCAGACGACGGCGCAGACGCUCGACGACGGCGCAACCAGGCUGGUACGGUAUCGUACAUCCAACCCAAGCGGCGCGGGAGGCCGCCCAAAGCGCCGCCGCUGAAGCCGAGGGAGGUCUACGAGUCACUGAAGCCCAACUUCAUCCGCUUCGUCUGCGAAUGGGAAAGGUGUCCCGCGGAGCUCCACAACCUCGAGACACUGCGACGGCAUCUCGCGGUUGUGCAUGCGCGACAGGAACCGGCCGCGGGGUGCCGGUACGCCAAGUGCGCCACUGCCCAUGAUGCCACGGCGGGAGGACACCAACCGCCGUCACCAGGAACAGGGGUUACGCCUACGAUGACGGAGGACGAGUUGCGGAGACAUCUCGAGGAGGUACACGUCCCGCCCGUGUUAUGGCAGGCCGGAGACGGGCCGAGCGUGACAAUGACGCUGUACGCGCCGGACGAUGGUAGCGGAUCGCUGCCGAGGUAUCUGUUCGACAAGGAAGGGAAUCAGGUCACGCCUUCCGUGCGGGAGCAAAAAGUGGAGGACGUGCUCACGAGGCAGCAGAACCGGCGGAGACUCAAGGCACUAUUGCUGCUACGGGACCAGAACUUGCCGAGCGAAGAAGAGGAUGGGGAUGAGAUGGACGAGGGCGGGGGGACGACACAUAACUAUUUGUCCCCGAUGAUGACGUACAAAGAAGGUGGAAGAUGAACUGACAUUCGGCCGCCGUCCCCGUGGCCUCAUAUGUAUUCUACAGCACAGAUGAAGUGAGCGUUGGUAUGGAGGAGUAUAUACGUAGUCAAGGGAUGAUGGAGAAAGGAGACGGGGGAAAUUGAUCAGCCGAUGUAUUAUUAUUCGGCCGUGUCCUUGGAUUUUACGAUUAAUCCUGUUGGCUUAUGAAAUGCGGCCAACCCUUUCAGCCGGUGAGAGAUGGCAAGUGCAGCGGUCUCUCAAGGAUGGUUAAGAGCAUCAUGACAAGAAAUCACCGAGCGGUCUCAUCACCUAGGACGACAUGAAUAUCUUGAGGUCGGUAUUUGGCGAAGAGACGGCAGAUAAUUACAAGGCGCGUUACUUUGGGUGUGUCUGAUUUUGGCGGGUUCGGUUGAUGUUAAGAUACCGGCACUGAACAGUUUAACAUUGAAAGGUCGCUCCAUGAAUUCCAGGCC